This is a messenger RNA of Chinchilla lanigera (long-tailed chinchilla), 1843 nucleotides long. RefSeq names its product leucine-rich single-pass membrane protein 2 (gene Lsmem2). The transcript is spliced from 4 exons. NCBI's taxonomy places the organism in Eukaryota, Metazoa, Chordata, Mammalia, Rodentia, Chinchillidae. The coding region runs from base 540 to 992 and encodes 150 amino acids. The record is from RefSeq and is a predicted model, not a curated record.
CCAGGUUGGUCUCAAACUUGCCAUCCCCCUAGCUCAGCCUCCUCAGUGCCUGGGAUUACAGGUGUGUGCCCCGUGUCUGGCUAGGGUCUCUGUCUGGCUGCCACAUGAGGUAUUGCUGCUACAGGCUAAGCGUGAGGUGGCUGUUCUGGACGAAAUCCCCGGCCUGUGUGUAUAGGGGUGGAGCGCUUCCCUGAAGCAGACCCUGUGUUGGUGGAGCUCUCGGUUGAGCUAAGUCGCCAGGUAGAUAGUCCAGGCUGGUGGUGGCGAACCUACGACACCUGUGCGGCCGUGGGCUGGUUGUUAUCACUGCAGGCUCCAAAAGGGUCACCAGCUCUGGUCUAGGUUGACCCGUGCAUGUCACUCUGCCCCUUCUCAGGGCUGAGAGCUGCCCCCUCUAAAUAUAGCCCAGUGGGCUGAGCCCAGGCUUAUUUUAAGCCCAGGUUGGGAGGUCGCCAGGCCUUCCCAGCUCCCAGAGGAGCCACUGCGGCCUUGUUCACGCCUGCUCCUGGGCACCCUCAUCAGCCCCGACUGCACUUGCCAUGCCUGAGGAGAUCCGGGAAGACACUGCGGCAGCAACACAGAGCCAGAAAUCUACAGGGCCGCUGGCCCCCAGCCUCGUGCCUGAAGUGCGGCUACACCGCGUGGAGUCCAUCAGCGAGCUACACGGUGAAGGCUUGACACACCCGUAUCUGGCUGAAGAGGCACGGCCAUGGGACGAGCUGCUGGGUGUCUUGCCACCAUCGCUGUGUGCCCAGGCUGGCUGCAGUGCCGUGUGUGGCCGUGGCGGGUUCCUCCUGCUGCUGGUGCUGCUAGUGCUCACCUGCCUGGCACUCGCCAUCCUGGCGGUCUACCUGAGCGUGCUGCAGAGUGAAUCCUUGCGGGUCCUGGCACACACGCUGCGCACCCAGGAGGAGAUGCUGCUCAAGCUCCGACUGGCCAGCCUCAGCCAGCUGCGCAGAUUCAACUCCAGUGGCGCCCGGGCCCCUAGCUGACUCUACCUGACCUGGGGCACAGGGGGUGUGAGGGGAAUAAAGCAGCUGUCGGCAGACCUCCGCUCCCACUGCUGGUCUGCAUGACUUCCUUGUUGAGAUUUUUGUAGAAGAGACUGACGUGACUUCACGGUCACCUACCUCUCCUGAUCUCUUCAGGCCAGGCCUCGCCAAGCCUUCUGGUACUAGGUAAGCCCUUAUGGGCUGGCCCAAGGUCAAAGGAGGGAGCCCCAGCCUCCUGGCUCCUCCUGUGGCCUGUCAGCAUCCCCGGAGCACCCCCAGAUAGCAGAGUAACAAGUCUAGAAACAGCUGUCUCACCGCAGCCACCUACUCUGCCAGACCUCUCAGCAGGAGUUCAGCCUCACGUCUCAAAGACAGGCUGGGCUCUGAGCUGGGGAGGCCCUACCCCAGCCCAGGGCACACUGCCUUGGAGGGCAGAGGUGAGAUUCCAGCCUGUGUCCUGGAUGGAAGGGAAUGUGGGCAGAAACACCCAGGAGUCAGGACCACGGAGGCAGAACAUUAUACUCUAUUUAAUUAUCUCUUACAUCUUUAAAAAUCAACACAAAAGUCCUUUCCAGGUAGCUCUGCCUCCCCACUUGCCAUGGUGGCAUCUGUGUAGAUGCCAAUACCCCAAAGAACUGGGUCACUCCAAAGGAGCGCGGAAGGAAGGGACGGCCCCCUACUGCCUGCCCCACAGCCCUGAGACAGGUGUCCACUUGGGCCUGCCUGAAAUAGGGCAGGAAUAAGCCACAGGGCUGAGUGCAGGGAUAAAGGGCAGGGUCCCUCACGCCAUUCAGCCACCCUGUUUUUGGUUUUGUCUUUAAGAAAAAUAAAGUGACAAUCACUGGCAGAGA